AUGUCGUGGUCUAGAGUUGGGUAUCGGAUAUGUAAAAUUUUUCCGGGUGACAAUGAAGAGGUUGUGCGUUGGAAUGUGAUUCCAGUUCAUGUUUGGGGCAUGGAGACAUCAAGGCAUAUGGAUCGAGCACAAGACAAUGAUGGUGAGUUGACUGCUUCAAUUAUUAAUAAAGAGCAAUACUUGUUGGGGAAACACACUGUAAUUGUGCGUCAUCAGGAGUUAAUUUUAGAUGAUCCUCGUUAUUCAAUCAUUUAUCAGAUGUUUAGAUUACAAAGGAUCCCCCAUGCAUACUCCCAACUUUUGAUAUGCAAAGUCGCAAGUUUGGCUCGAUCCAUGAUCAUGCCGAAUGUGAGGCCAAUCUUUAUAGUCAUUAUGAAUGUUACCACCUAUGUGAGUAGACCACUUAUGGAACUUAUAAUUGAGGAUAUCGAUAAUGAGAGACUUGCCACCGUUGUUACAACAUCAAUGCAAGACGAAGCCAUGAAGAUAGUACCUGCAACUAAAUCAUCAAUUGAUAAGUUGGAAAAGGUAAAAAUGAAACUCGAUGAUCGGUGUUCGAUAUGUUUGGAAGAAUUUACAAGUGAAAUGGAAGAAGUUGUACGAAUGCCAUGCUCACAUGUUUAUCACACUCCUUGUAUAGUGAAGUGGUUAGAGUAUAAUCACUUGUGUCCAUUGUGUCGAUUUGAAAUGCCAAAGUCAGUUGCUUGA
Molecule: messenger RNA, 708 nt
Organism: Vitis riparia (riverbank grape)
Lineage: Eukaryota; Viridiplantae; Streptophyta; Magnoliopsida; Vitales; Vitaceae
Product: RING-H2 finger protein ATL22-like
Exons: 1
Coding region: 1-708 (235 amino acids)
Biological process (GO): protein ubiquitination
Cellular component (GO): cytoplasm
Molecular function (GO): ubiquitin protein ligase activity
Source: RefSeq, a predicted model, not a curated record